This is a messenger RNA of Photinus pyralis (common eastern firefly), 2051 nucleotides long. Its product is annotated as armadillo repeat-containing protein 2-like. The record is from RefSeq and is a predicted model, not a curated record. NCBI's taxonomy places the organism in Eukaryota, Metazoa, Arthropoda, Insecta, Coleoptera, Lampyridae. The coding region runs from base 168 to 2036 and encodes 622 amino acids. Gene Ontology annotation, biological process: cilium organization. The transcript is spliced from 8 exons.
ACCCAACAUUGAUUUUCUAGUGCAUUGCAUGUCUGGGCCCCACUUGUUCUUAGAAACAAUCAAUAUUGUUAUUUCCUUUACUACGAAAUAGCAAACAAAUUUGUCAUUUUGUUGUGUAACUCGCGCCCGUCUAGUACCUAGUGAAUAUGUGAGAAAUAACAAACGAAAUGGAGAAUAGUGGAAAAACAAAUGCAUUGGCUUCAACGAAAGUAACAUCGCCAUUUUAUGAACCGCCGCCAAGGAAGACCAGUGCGGAUAUUAUUAAUGAAGCGAAAGCGGCAAUUAAAGAUUCCCAAAUGGUCGACAAUUCUUUUGCGUCUGCUUCCAUUAAACCAUUGCAAACUCAACGACCGUUCACUCCGCGCGAAAAGGAAAGGAUUUUGUUUGGGCAUAAGAGAAAGUCAAAUAGGCCUCCUAGCUCUUUCAGUUUGAGAUAUCUACAGGAGACCGACUUUAACACAAACACAAUAGCUGACAAUGCAGACAGUGAAAACAAUACAAUCUGCACCAUUGAUAAAGAUGCCCAAAUUACGAAGAAACAAAACGCAUUUAAAACACAGAGAUCAAACUCGCUAUCGAAAAUAGGGGACGGCAAAAUUUUCGAUGUAGGAUGCCACAAAAUCAAACUACCAGCUCUCGAUGCGCUAAAAGUGGUACAAAAAAAGGGAAUACACAAAAAUACAUUUUCGUUGGACAAUCUACCCGAGGAGUAUGAAGAAUCCGUCGAGCCGCCCGUGGUUAACCGAAACGCGUUCAGCUCCCCACAGGAGCGGACCGAUUUCAACGAGAACUCCCCUUUCGGUCGACCGUCGCAACAACAGAAUAACCUGUCCCAGUGCCUUUUGCUGGGCGUCGAAAAUUUAAAUAAACUGUUUGAGAAUAAACAAAUUGUAGAAAAUUCUGAAACACUCUUUGUAAAAACAGGUUAUUUAAAUAAUGUAACGCGAACAGAAAAUGAAAAGUCGUCUCUAGAUGUUUACAAAGAGAGAACGAUGGAGAACAUAAUCGAAACGUUAUCUAAACACCAUAAGAACGUGAAGGACGAGGUAAUAGUGCAAUCGUUGCGCGAUUUAUACGAUUGCAUGGAGCAAAAGAAGUUUCUUUCGACUUCCGUCGAUUCGAAGACAAAGAUUUGUAUUUUGAAGUGUCUGUACAGGUUUGUCGAGUCGCCGAACGAGCAGCUCCUGUUAAAUAUUGCGAGGAUUAUUUUGGCAUUGAAGGUCACCGGCAAUAAUCUAAGUGGCGUCUGCAAGUUGAUAUUUAAAGUCUCCAAGAAUGACAAAAACGACUCCCUGUUUCUAGAAGGAAAUAUUCUGGAUUUGUUUGUCGACGCGUUGGGACGCUCUAGCCCUCUCGACGACGGAGAGGCGUGCGUGUACGGUUACGGAUCUGUCAAGUUUUUAACGAUGAAUUCAAAGCUACUCAAAAAGAUUUUGGAUCUGGGCAUACUGCAGCUGAUGGUCCUCCAUAUCAAGAUUAUUAAUAACGCCAGACAGGAAAAGGUGCACAUUCCCGAACACACCGAGCAUGCGCUGUUUCAAUUGACGGGUGGCCUAAGGAACUUGGCCGCCGAUGAGAGUGUCUAUGACGAGUUUAUAUCGACCGAUACCGUAUUCCAGCUCUGCACCACUUUGGAGUUGUUCUCAUCCAACUUGGAUAUCGUCAGCAACAUUUCGAGAACGUUAAGCACAAUUUCGAUGAACGACAAUUGCUGCGAUAAAAUUGGAGAGUUUGCCGAAAUAUCGAAAAUAUUUGUCAAGUUAUUCGAAAAAUAUCCGGGGAACGAGGAAAUUAUUGUAAGGUUGGCGUACACCUUGGGGAAUGUACUUGCCAAAUUGGACAGUUCGCGUAUUAGAUUCUUUCACGAGAAGAACUCAAUUUCUUCUCUAAUUAGCUUGUGGAAGAUAUAUUUUGAGCGGACGCUGAAAAAUUGCUCGUUAAAAUUCGAUACUGAAUGGGAGUCGACAAGCAACACUGAAGAUGUCAUGAUAAAGGUAAAGUGGUGGGUGGGUAUGUGGGCCACAUUAGUGCCAUAAUAUUAAAAAUAGGGC